AUGCUCAAGAAGGUGCGCAACAAGCUCUCGAAGCGGCAGCACGAGGACGAGGCGAGCUGGUCGACGCGGUCGUGGCUGUCGCUGCAGGCCCAGCGCAUCCAGCUCGAAAAAGACGAGCAGUCCUCCUUUGGUCUUCGCGAGUCGGCCUUAUAUCACGCACCAUCUCCCAACCAAGGCGGCAUGAUGCUGCUCUUCGCCACCACGCUAGCUGCGCCGCUGCCCGUCGGUCGACCCGACGAGCUCGGCGCCAUGAUGCUCGGCGCUCUCCGCGACAAGGACGAGCGGAAGACAGAGAUGGGCGCGACAGUAAAGCUGGGUCUCGCCGCGAUCUCCGGCGACGAAGGAGCAAUGGACGCGGCAUCCGAUCAGGCCGCGGGCAUGGCUGCCGACGCGGCCGCAGACGCUGCGAUGGCAGCGGUCGAGCACGGACCAGCAGUGAUCUCCUUUGCAAAGCUCCUGGCCAAAGAGGGCUACCAGGGCAUCAAAGAGGCCACGAAGGACGACGGCAAGCAGCAGUCCAGUUCCGGUGAGGGCCAGGCGCACGGCGCCUACGCAUACGGAGGUGGCCAGCCGGGUGGGAAGCAGUGGGGGUACGGCGGUAAGCACUGGGGCUACGAAGGCGGACAGCCGGCAUCGGGAUAUGCUUAUGAUGGGCAGCAGUCGGGAUACACAUUCGCAGCGAAGGAGGCGGCGGAGGCGGCAAGGAAGGAGGCAGCGACAUUCGCAGCAAAGGAGGCGGCGGAGGCGGCAAGGAAGGAGGCAGCGGCUGCGAACGCUGCAAGGGCGGACCUAGCGGCCAAGGUGGCGGCGGCGACGAAGGCAGCCAUGGCCAAGACGGCAGAGGCGAGCGAAACAAAAGCGAGUCUGGAGGCGAGGCUGGCCGCGGCAGAAGCAAAGCUUGCGGCAGCGGCCCAGGCGGCCGAGAUGGAAACGGCAGCGGCUGAGGCGGCCGAGGCAGGGGCUGAGGCGCUGGCCCAAAAGAUGCAGGCGGAGGCGGCUAGUUGGAAGGCAAAGGCGGAGGCGGCGAGCGGCUUGCAGACGGGAUACGGCGUCAGCCAGCAGUUGCUCGGGCACACCUCAGGCGAGCUCCCUGCUGGCUGGGCCUCAUCUACGCUUCAGGGCCAGACCUACUACUACUGCGAGAGCGAGCACCCGCUCGGAGGCAGGCUCCCCCCCUCGCAGUGGGAAGUGCCCGCUGUCCCGUGCGCAGCGGCCUCCUCCAGGACCGAACGCAAGGGCCAGUGCACGUUCCGGGACGCCAACCUCCAAGACAGUGGCCCGCGGUGCUACAUGGAGGGCGUCGGCGAGUGCGCUGGCCAGUGCCUCACACACGCCUUCAAGCCCGCGUACUACACCAACGGCGUCUGCUACGACUCCAUGGCCCAGUGCACCGCCGGGAUCGCCGCACAAUCCAACUGGAUGUCGGUGACCGGCCACCACCGCUGCUACGAGUACAAGAAAGAGCGCGGCCGGUGCGUGCCGAAGGACGCGAAGCCUGCGCGUGGCUGCUACAACGACCCGGACGAGUGCGAGGCGUUCGGAGCACCGGAGCGUACACCGGAGCGUACACCGAAGACUGGGCUCUGCCUCACCACAACCGCCGAUUUCGCAGCAGCUAUUGGCAUGGCCGCCAGCUCCUGUCAAGACAAGAACUAUUGGGCGUGCGUAAAGACGCACAAGUCGAACGCCGAUUGCAAGGCCUUGUGCGAGGACGACACCCACUGUCUCUCCUUCGCGAAUUACCCGAUGGCUCGUCUCGCCGCUGACCAAGAGCACUUUGUUGUCGGCCAGCCAAACGGCGUGACCUGCCUGCUGUUUCACAGCGCCCCGACAGACCCCUCUAGGGCCACAUGCGAUGGAGGCAGCGUCUUUGAAGAAGUGCGCAGUCGCCCACUUCCGACCCAUCCGCCGCCGCCGCCGCCGCCGCCGCCGCCGCCGCCGCCGCCGCCGCCGCCACCGCCACCGCCGCCGCCGCCGCCGCCGCCGCCGCCGCCACCGCCAGCCUCCGUGCAACCUCGCUCGGGCGGCCCGUCGUGCGACUGCAACUAUAUCGGCGUGUCGGGAGGCUACGAGCACCAAUCCACGAGUAUGGGCGUCUUCACGCGCACAGGGACGGUGGUGAAUGGCCGCUGGGUCUACAAGAACUCGGAGGACCAGUACCUCUACUUUCCCUCUGGCUACAUGUGGAUGAUUAGUGACGACUACACCUCUGCGUCUGCUGGGGUGGUCGACUAUUCGUAUUCAAACGCCCUCUGCCCUAACGAUGUCGGCUCAAACUUCCAGAGGUGGGACGGCUCGGAGUGGGGCGGCAGCGUCGCCGUCGUCUGCUACUCGUGGUGGCAAGGCGGCCGCGGCGGUCGAUACAACGACUACCGCCACGGACGCGACGAUGACGACGGCGACGACAGCUACGAUGAUCGUCGCCGCCAUCGCCGCGACCGUGACGACGACGACGGCUACUCCUACGAUUGAACGAGUUGCAACUCUGCGGUCCCGGGGCCCUAGGUGGCUUGAAAUGGAUCGCGCCGACGCCGAGGCAGAGCCCGCCCUGCUAGUUCUUCCGGCUGACUGACUUCUGUGCUGUGUGACUAUUUUCUCUCUCUCACCUUGUAUAGUG
This is a messenger RNA of Emiliania huxleyi CCMP1516, 2617 nucleotides long. RefSeq lists its product as hypothetical. The transcript is spliced from 2 exons. The coding region runs from base 1 to 2472 and encodes 823 amino acids. The record is from RefSeq and is a predicted model, not a curated record. NCBI's taxonomy places the organism in Eukaryota, Haptophyta, Isochrysidales, Noelaerhabdaceae.